UCAUAGAUUUGAUGAGGAAAUGGAACAGAUAGAGCUUAUCAAGAAUAGUCUUAAAACUCGUCAAGGGGGGCAGCACAUGUCAAGGGAGACUGCUAUCAAGACAACUCUUGAGAGAGAUAGGAGAGAGUAUGAAGAAAUGGGUAUUGAAGUGCCAGAUAUAUUGAAUGGAAAGAGACUGAAAUAUUUCAGGGAGUGGAAUGGAGAAUUACGAUACAUACAGAAUAUAAAAAUGAGGAAAAUAUCAGCAAAGGACAAAGAACAGUGUGAGUCCAAAGCAUCCCAGAUGGAUGUCAGAGACAAAAGAGUAGAGUUGGGGGAGACAGAUGUAAAAAGCAAGACUGAGUCUUUAGAAGAUGAAACAAAGACAGAAAAUGUAGUGGGACAGCAGGUAUUAUCUCAAGUCAUGGAGACUGGUUAACUGAAAAUAUAGAAUGGAUAACAUAUCAUUUUUGUUCAAAAAAAAAAAAAAAGGAAACCCACAUAAUUUUAUGUUCAUUUCCUUGAUAAUUUGCAAGUCUGUUGUCACUGUUAGAUCAUUCUGGAAGGAAGUACUUCAACUUAAUCAGUUGAAAUAAUUAUUUAUUUUAUUAAAUGUAGCUUGGAAACCUAAUGACAAAAAGAUUUUGGGAAGAGGAGAGAGUUUUACCAUCCCAGAUAGCAUGCACCAAUGGCCCACUUUUGGGCUUCCAAUGUCUUUACUAUUGGGUCAUCAAUGGCAGUCACCAGUAGCCCCAUCAAUUUUUGUUCAAUGGGCCUCUGAUUUUCCGAUAUGGCCCAUUGGUGAUAUUCCAUCAAUCACCCGUCAG
Molecule: messenger RNA, 806 nt
Organism: Lingula anatina
Lineage: Eukaryota; Metazoa; Brachiopoda; Lingulata; Lingulida; Lingulidae
Product: translation machinery-associated protein 16-like
Cellular component (GO): nucleus
Source: RefSeq, a predicted model, not a curated record